Seminavis robusta is the source of this 1731-nucleotide messenger RNA. The record is from the annotation of a GenBank genome assembly. NCBI's taxonomy places the organism in Eukaryota, Bacillariophyta, Bacillariophyceae, Naviculales, Naviculaceae.
AUGGCGGACUGCAUCCCUUUCGCAACAUGGACGGCUACUGUGAGCGAAGUUUCGUCAUUGGUGCUGGUCUGGAGUGUGGCGAAUGCCUACAUGGAUAGAAAGACCAGGGGACUAGUAGUAGGUGCUACUAGUACUAGUAGUCUCCUUGGAGGCUUGGAAAGAUACAAUCUAGUCACUACCGCUACUACUUCCUGUCGGGUGGAUAAUGGCGAGAGAUAUCCAACUCCAUUUUUGGCAAACCAUUCUGUGUUUGGCAUUGGCAGAGCAGGGGCAGAGUUUCCAAAUGAGGUUUCCAUCACUCUUGACCCACAAAGUAGUGGAGAUUUCUUGCAAGAAAAGACAAGGACGUCCAGUACCGGUAGUGCCACAAGUAGUACCGAUAGCAUUGGUACACUUUCGACUGCGAGAACAAGCACCAGCAAUGUGAUCCUGGCAAGUACUAGUCACAGCCUAAAACAGCGGAUUGAGGGCUUGAUUGGAGUCCUCAAGGCUUUCUUCCACCAAAGCAUCAACAUUUUGUCCAAAGUGGGAAAAUACCUCUUGCCAUUGGCAUGGGUAGUCUACUCCGUGACUCCACAGUGCACGGUUCCCAUGGCCGCAAAGUUCGCCAUUUCAACUGUUGUUUCCCUGCCAAUCUUCAAGGACUUGUUGGCUCACAAGCAAACGGCAAUUCACCACUGGAUUCGAGAUUCGGGCAUGUUUCGAGUCAUGAUGGACACUCUGUUUUGGAUUGGUUUGCCCCCUCUUGCCACCAAGUAUCCAUCGGCUAUGAAAGACUAUUUUCGACUAGGAGAGCACAGAACUAGGAUCCAGUACGGUCAAGAGUCGCCAAAAUCACAAGUUGUGGAUAUGUACAUGCCUGCUGGGUCCAACGAGAAGAUUCGUGGACUGAUCUUUUUUGUGUAUGGUGGUGCCUGGGGGAGCGGCUCUCCACCACAAUACGCUCUGGUGGCAAAGCCUUUCUUGGAGAGAGGAAUGGCGGUGGCCGUGGUUGGCUACAGAACCUACCCGGAAGCGGAUGCAUUGACGCAAGCAGCGGACUUGGAGCUUGCAGCUUCAGUGUUGAGCCAACGGUACCCUCAAAUCUGCCUGGAGGAAUCCGAGCUGGGAGUUUGCGCUGUGGGUCAUUCCUCGGGCAGCCACAUCCUUGCCAUGAUGUUGAUACAACGACUACGGCAACAAACGGAAUCCUCUCGGUGGGGAUUUAGUCUUCAACACAACAACAAGAAUACUAAUGGCGUGACAAUGAGGAUUGAUUCCAUCGUGGGUAUCUCCGGACCCUACGACGUUGAACAACACUUUCAAUAUGAGGCAUCAAAGGGCUUGGAGCAGUUGAGUCCCAUGCAACCAGCUUGUGGAGGCCGAGAUCAGUUCCGCCAGCAUUCCCCAACGUUGCUACUCUCUCACUUUCUAUCCCAAUGUACCAAAGAAGAGAUGGAAGCAUUGGACAAGUCGUUUCCUCGUCUGGCCCUGGUGCAUGGAUCCAUUGACGACGUUGUCCCUGUCGAAUCAUCGCAAGAAGCAGCUAGAGUGCUCCGCGCGGCUGGCGUCACCAAAUGCGACGAGUUCUAUCUCGCGGAAACAGGACAUCCCGAUGCUGUCAUCGAGAUUAUGAUGGGUGGCCCAACACAAGAUGCAGUGGUGGAAUGGAUUGAAGCUGGCUCCAAAUCCGUCAAGGAUGUGCCAUCCAGCAUGGAAGAAAUCGUAUCCAACACUUUGCCAAGCUUUUGA